This is a messenger RNA of Mesocestoides corti, 1479 nucleotides long. The record is from the annotation of a GenBank genome assembly. NCBI's taxonomy places the organism in Eukaryota, Metazoa, Platyhelminthes, Cestoda, Cyclophyllidea, Mesocestoididae.
AUGACCAGCGCUGAAGCGAAGUUGCGUAAACAUCGUUGCGGCAACUGUUUCGACUGUCCGAGUUGUGGCCACACUCUCUCGACUCGGGGCACCUUUGCCCUGGCACCCACGCCUGGCGGCACCCCUGGAGGCUCCUCCUCGACACCCCAGAAAACGUACUAUUUGCUCUGUGCUUUCUGCCGCUGGUCAACUCGAGACGGUGGCAUACCCGACCAGAAUUCUCCUUCCGGUGGAUGGCACGAAACGCCCAACCCACACGCUGAAGAAAUCGAAAAAUUGGUCGCUGCCUACCGUCAACUGGCUGUGAAAGAGAAGAAUGAACGCGAACGCAGCAAGUACGUGAGAAAACGAAACUACACCCUCCUAAUGGAGAAGUAUCCCGUCCUCACGCCUCGAUUUCGCAGAUGUCGUUCUUCAAACUGGAGCCUAUAUGGCCGCGAAACGGAGCCGUCUCCAGAGAUAGUUAUUCCGAAAGCAACGGCCAAACCAAUUUCGGGCAGUUUCGACGUCGACGCUCUGGUCAACACACCUCUCAACUUCGAGAAGGUGACCUCACCGAAACAGCGUCACAUGGCGCCUUCACUGCAGCCGACCGAGGCAGCGAAGCUGGAGCCCCGACACAAGGCCCUGGCGAUGAAGCGGUCGCUGCGCUGCAAGACAUGCGAGCACACCCUCAGCAAGGCCGAUUUCAACCCCAGCUCGAUAAAAUUCCGCAUCAACUUGAGCGCCUUCUGCUAUGUGCCCGAUCUGCGAUUCACGCUCCCCUUGGAGAACUUGGAAGGCGGCGUCUCCGACAGCAGAGGCGUAACCCCGCGCCUGCUCCCUACGGUCUCAUUCGACAGCGUCCCUCCGAGAGAACUUUGGCUGAAAGGCCUAAGUCAAGCCAAGCCAAUGAAUGUGGUCCUUUUUCUGUCCAAUCCCGCUCAUCGAAUCACCACAGUGCGCCUCCGUCAGCUAACCCCUGAAGAAGAAGCAGUCCAGUUGGCCGAUUAUUUCGCAAAAACACGAUCCGCAAAUAGCAAGGAACCAGCUUCGUACUCAACGGUGAAGCUCGGUUUGCCGCCCUACGGAAUCAAAGUCGGUGGGAAAAGUGACACCAGCGAAUACAGUGAUCUCGCCUCAGUCGACAAAUCGAACGAGUUCUUCGACGACGACCCCAAGGUGAUCGCCUGCAGACGCGGUAACAAGGUGGGCAUAAACACGACGGUCAGUCUGCUCAUCCCCUCUGGACCCCUGCGCGCUGCUGUCAUGAUGACCUUCGACUAUGCCAACACGGCGGCGGCGGUGACGGGCCCCAGCGCCGCGCUGAUCUCGGCCGAACAGCGCGCCGCCACGAUGAGCGCCGUCCUCGCGGCCUCGGGCAUCAGCGACAACGGCGGCGGCGGCGGCAGCGGCUCCGCGCCUCCACCGGCCAAGGCGGAGGCAGUGGACACGCGUGAUGUCCAUCUCGUCUACCUUCUGGAUUUUGGCCUGUGCUGA